Molecule: messenger RNA, 624 nt
Organism: Porites evermanni
Lineage: Eukaryota; Metazoa; Cnidaria; Anthozoa; Scleractinia; Poritidae
Source: the annotation of a GenBank genome assembly
AUGGCUUCUCUUUUAACAGCUGUUUUUAAAGCGACUGUUGGUUUACUUGUGGAAAAAGGCCGCGAUGCUGCUGCCGAAAAGCUAAAGCAUGGAGAUAUUACUGAUCAAAAACUGCGAGACGUGAUUGUUCGAGAAAUCCAUGAUGUCAAAUCGAAGCUGGAUGGCCUGGCAAGGAAAGAUCUCCUGGCAGCAAUCGACUUCUUUGAAGAAGGAAUUACUUUAUUGUAUGAUCUGCCUCAAUUGAAAUACUUACCAGGGUACGAUGCUGAAGAUAAUGUGGUUUCUCUACCUCGGGCAAUGUCCAACUUGAAACUGACCCAAAGCAUGGAUGAAGCCUCAACAUCAACUCUUUCUAGAGCCAAGAAAAGGUUCGAAGAUUCUCGUAGGAAAGCAACAGAAGCGUUUAAUGACGAAGCAUUAAAACCUUCCGACCGCAUCGUGGCAAUGGGAUACCGAGUUAUGGCGACAGUGCUGGAAACAGUAGACAAUCCUAAAGCCGCUUUAUCAGCUUGCAGAUUGUGCAUUGAAAGAUUGCACUCACUACCAGCGGUUCAAAAUUGUUUUUCCGUCGAACUUAAGAAGGGUCUUCGUGGCUGGUUCAGCAAAGAUGAACGCAGAGAAAUC